AUGAACAUUUCAACUGGCCUCCUGGAGGCCCAUGGAACAGGGACUUUGCUUGGAGACCCAAUUGAAGUUGGCUCGACUGUGAAGGCGCUAUCACAGACUCUUCUGAUGAUUGGGGUAUUCAUAUCUUCAGUGAAGGCAAACAUGGGUCACCUGGAGGCUGCAGCCGCUGGUGUUGGGAUUCUUUCAUUGAUUGCAACCUGCUUAGAAGCAACAACGAAAGCUCCAAACGGACAAUUGUUGAGUCAUCUGUCAAUGACCUGUUUGCAUUGUCAGAUAAACGUUGAGCCAAUGAUGGGAAUCGCACACUCCAGGACUAGUAUGGGUCGUUUUAGCGCAUUUGGCUUUAGCGGAACUAUUGCCCAUGGGUGCUUCACAACCAUUUCUAGCUCAAGGUCAAAGACCAACAUUCGAGGUGCCUUUUCUUUUCAUCGUUACCAACGGAGAAAUCAUGGGGAGAAGCAUGUGGACGCGAGCGAGCCAUCCACUGAAGACGACACUUCCUUUUUAGACAUGGGAGUUCACUCCAGGUGCCUUGUCUGA
Messenger RNA from Aureococcus anophagefferens, 540 nucleotides. RefSeq lists its product as hypothetical. Gene Ontology annotation, molecular function: fatty acid synthase activity. The transcript has 2 exons. Gene Ontology annotation, biological process: fatty acid biosynthetic process. Lineage: Eukaryota; Pelagophyceae; Pelagomonadales; Pelagomonadaceae. The coding region runs from base 1 to 540 and encodes 179 amino acids. The record is from RefSeq and is a predicted model, not a curated record.